CCCUUCCCCCGCGACGCCCCCCUCUUCUUCUUCCUCCCCUUCCCUCCCUUUCACCUCCUUUCAAACCCUAGAAACCAAUUCCCCAACCAAAACCCUAACCCUAGGUCCUUCCACCGUCUCCGCCUCCGCCUCCCGGUCCCCACCGCCCCUCGCGGCUCACGCGGCCUCGCCCUCCCGCGCCCAGUCCCGCCACCACCACUCGGCCCUCGCGGACCUAGGGUUUGCGCGCCCUCGAGCCGGAGCCCGAAUCCCGAGCCCUCGCGAGGGCGUGCGUGGUGUGUGCGGCUACGAGGUGGGAGGCGGAGAUGAGAUGAAUCUGCCCGGUGGUGGUGGCGGCCAUGAGUAGGCUCUCGUUCCGGCCGCGGCCGCUCGACAUCCACAAGAAGCUCCCAAUCCUCAAGUCGGCGCGGGACUUCGAGGACGAUGACCCCACGGUGGCAGCGUUCGCCGCGGCAAGGGUAGGGGUUCUGCUGCGGCACUCCGGCUCGGAGCUCACUGCCGCUGCUGCUGCGACUGACGGCGAGGGAAAUUCAACUCCCAGUAAGAAGAAUGCUCAAGAGAUACCAACACCACAGUUUGAUGAUGUGGAGACCUAUGAUAGGGAUUACACUCGCACCUUUGCACAACCAUCAUGUUAUAUACGAGGAAGAGGAGCCAGAGCUGAGAUCGGUGAAUUUGUUGAGUAUGACUUGGAUAACGAAGAUGAAGACUGGCUUGACGACUACAACAAUGAGCGGAAAAAUCUUAACUCUGAAAAGUUGGAGGUCCUCUUAUUCAAGUUGGAAAUUUUGGACCACAAAGCUCGAGAAAGAGCAGGAGCCAUAACACCAACUUUCAUAGGACCUGUUCCAGUUCUCUUGCAGCUCGAUGUUGCUAUGGAGGCUUUGCAGUAUUUAUCUGUUCGGUAUGCUGUUUUCCAAGCUGUAUAUAACUAUUGGAGAGCUAAGAGGGAACGGUGGCAAAAGCCUAUUCUGCGGCGUUUGCAGCCUCCUCCGCCGGUGAAUGAUACAAACCCAUAUAAUGUAUUCAGACCAAGAGAAAAGGCCCAUCGUCUUCAUACAAGAAGGAUGCAAAGACGAGAAAAUAAUAUCCAGUCGUUUGAAAAACUCCGCCUGGUACGGCGCAAUUUGGACCAAGCAAAGGCAUUAAUGGGGGCUCUAAUUAAGAGGGAAGAGACAAAGCGGGAGGUCAUGGAAUGUGAGGUCAACCUUCAGCGCGUUCAGAUGCAAUAUAAGCAUGAGGCCCAGCUUGUUGACGAUGGGACUACACUGUCAGGGUUCCAGCAAGCUUCUAGCAGGUUUGGGUCAAGUGAUGAUGAUUAUGCGGAUUCAGAUGACACCGCAACUGAAGAGCCAUAUUUUCGGCAACCUGUUCUCCAUCAUCGGUAUCCUGAUAACAAGCAGUUGGCAAUCCCUACAUUGCGUAUAAAGCGUGAGCCGGGGCUACCGGUGCUAAAAAGGAGGCCUCAGCAGAAUGGCUGGGUAUUUAAAAGGGAUCCUGAGGAGCCAGUAUUGUUAUUCACAAGGCCGCUAGAUCCUGACAAGUUGGUGGCAGCGGGUAUCAAGUUGCCACCAGACCCCCCUAUUGAGAUUGAUGCCACCGUGCCACCAUUUCGGUGCCGAGGGAGAAUUGGCCGAGGUGGACGCAUCAUCUUUGAUCGAUGGAAUCCUCUUCUUCGAACACCAACAUCAAUUGGCCAGGAAACCGCCCAUUUCACACCAUAUGGCCGUAGGCCGCCCUCACCGGAAGGUUGAAGCAAAUAUUCGUCUGCACUCACCACUUAUUUGACAGAUGCAGCUAGUGCGAAGUGCUCAAGCAAUUGUUUCUGCCUUGGUGCCAAAUUGGCCCUAGGACUACAUUCUCAUGGCUGAGUUAUGAGCUCUGUGGAUCUGAUGAGCAGGUCAGAAAGCUCGUGGAAAAGCUGCAGGCUCAGUCAAAAUCGAGAGGUUUGAAGCUCUGUUGCGGCUUACAUUUUAUUUUCAGAUCUGGCUCGGUCAUCAUCUGUCACAGCUGUUGUAAAAUUACUACAGUGUAGGUGAAGGGGUAGAGAGCAUUUUUGUCUAAUCUUGGGCAUGUAGGGUCGGUAUCUAGUUUGGUGCUCUCAUUGAUUAUUCAUUUGGAGAAGUGGCGAUCCUUCUCAUUGCUAAAUUAACGUUCUGUAUAAUCUUUUGACACUCUGGUGCAUUGUAUUAACCGAUGUGCACGCGUGUAUAUACUGAGAAUCUAUGCCCAUGGGCAAUGGCACUAGGUUAGGUAGAAGUAGAAGAUGGAAAUGGAAUAGGUGUAGAACAAUGUUGCUUGAUCUGUCAUUAAAGUGAUUGUAUCUGCUUUUGUUCCAAAAUUUCAUACGCAUAAAAAGGUUACAAGCCUGAA
This is a messenger RNA of Triticum dicoccoides, 2373 nucleotides long. RefSeq names its product enhancer of polycomb-like protein 1. Lineage: Eukaryota; Viridiplantae; Streptophyta; Magnoliopsida; Poales; Poaceae. Bases 339 to 1754 code for a protein of 471 amino acids. The transcript has 12 exons. Gene Ontology annotation, biological process: regulation of transcription by RNA polymerase II. Gene Ontology annotation, cellular component: NuA4 histone acetyltransferase complex. The record is from RefSeq and is a predicted model, not a curated record.